ACAGAAAAAAUGAAGAAACAUUCCACGAAUUUGAGAGUGCGGCUUCCUGCACUUGUGUUUGCGCUGGAGGUCAUGAUCGUGGUACUAUAUAUUGUCUUUGUGACCUACGAUGACCAAACCAAUGCAUUUCUGCAGAACAAUGAGACAAAGCCAUUGGAGAACGCUGUCUAUAAGGACUAUCCCUUUUUUGCGGAUAUCCAGGUGAUGAUCUUUAUUGGAUUUGGCUGUCUUCUGGCCUUCUUCCGGCAUUAUGGAUUUGGUGGAAUGGCCUUUAAUUUUCUGAUGGCGACAUUUGCCAUUCAGUGGGCCAUUUUGAUUCAGGGCUUUUUUCAAUUCUAUGACAAUGGAAAAAUCCAUCUGGGGGUGAUAAAUCUGGUCAACGCAGAGUUUGUUUGUGCCGUUGUGCUGAUCUCAUUUGGAGCAGUGCUGGGGAAGACGAGUCCUGUGCAGUUACUAGUCAUGGCCUUGUUGGAGGUUCCUGUGUUUGCUGUUGCAGAAUGGAUUGUUGUCAAGUACCUGAAGAUCAAUGAUGCUGGUGGCUCCAUCCUCGUUCACCUGUUUGCUUGCUACUUUGGACUGGGUACCACCUUCAUCCUGUAUAGACCAAGCCUGAACAAGGGUCAUUCAAAAGAAUGUACCAGCUAUCAUUCCGACAUGCUGUCUGUGUUGGGUACCUUGUUCCUCUGGGUUUUCUGGCCCUCUUUCAAUUGUGCACUGACCCUCAGAGGGGACGACCAGCACAGAGCCAUCCUCCACACUUUCAUAGGAUUGAGUGCCUCCACAAUAACUGCAUUUGCCCUCUCUGCCAUGCUCAGCAAGAAUGGAAAGCUUAGCAUGGCUGAUGUCCAGAACGUCACCUUGGCUGGUGGGGUCACUGUUGGUGCAUCGGUGGACAUGAUGAUCUCACCCGGUGCUGCUUAUGUGUUGGGGAUGCUGGGUUGCACUGCUUGCAUGCUGGGAUAUAAAUACCUGAGCCCUUUUCUUGCACAGAAAUUGCGCAUUCAGGACCAGUGUGGCAUUCACAACCUCCAUGGAUUAACUGGACUAAUUGCAACUAUAGCUGGAAUUUGUGCCAUCUUGCUGGCCAGUGAGGAGACAUACGGCACCAGCCUCUACCAGACUUUCUCUUAUCGUGCACCCCAGGAGGGAGACCCUCGUUUGGCGGAACUACAGAAAUUGAUCCCAGGAUUAGAGGCAGGCUUGGGCCGCACUGCACAGGAACAAGCCUUGUACCAACUGGCUGCACUGGGAACCGCCAUAGCUAUAGCUGCAGUGGGAGGUAUGCUGACCGGGCUAGUACUCAAGCUACCAUAUCUCGCCUCCCCCACUGACGAGUCCUGUUUUGAUGAUGAGAUCUUCUUUAAUGUUCCUCUACAUACUAAUUAUGUACCUGAGUUACAGGUCCCAGUGGGCUCAGAGAUGGAAAACAAGCAGGUACUAGCUAUGGAGUGCCGCACAUAAGGCACAAAAGAAACAGGCAAUGAGAAAAAGAGAGAGAACCCAGGCUCAUAGAUGUAUGAAAGUUUCACAAGCCUAGCAAAAUUGCUAACAUUAUGGUGCUGUGCACAAAUUAGCCCCUUCACCAAAUCACCCCUUUUUAAAAAAUUGUACUACUUUUGUCACAAAUUAAAUAAAAUGUUCUUUAUUUAGACUUGUAUAUAUCCAUUCAUAAAAGCACUUAAAGAAACAUACAGGUAAAGGAAAUAACUGAUUUCUCACAAAAGUGAGAAAUAUUAUACAUGGUGAUUUAUUAGAAAGGGUUUAUGGUAUGGGAAUGGUUAUUGCCUAAUUUGGUUUGAAGGCUUUUGGUGGUUGAAAAACUAUAUAUAAAACACUCCAGUUUUUACAAAUACUGACUAAAGUCAACCUUAUAAAGCUUAUCCAGAAACAUGAAAACAGUGCUGUGUAUCAUUCAUGAAUUUUUACCUUAUUUGAAGUACAGUAUCUCAGUAUUUUACUUCAUGUGACUUGAAAACAAUAAGUGUCUCCAUUUAUACAUUACACUAAACAUCCUGUAAAUUAGUGCUUUAUGUUAUAUCUUGACUGGCAGUAACCUUUCGUGUUAACACUUCUACAGUCUACUGAUUUACACAUAAUAAAACUGUAAAACGA
Messenger RNA from Astyanax mexicanus (Mexican tetra), 2112 nucleotides. RefSeq names its product Rh50-like protein (gene rh50). NCBI's taxonomy places the organism in Eukaryota, Metazoa, Chordata, Actinopteri, Characiformes, Acestrorhamphidae. The coding region runs from base 10 to 1461 and encodes 483 amino acids. The record is from RefSeq and is a predicted model, not a curated record. Gene Ontology annotation, cellular component: plasma membrane. Gene Ontology annotation, biological process: ammonium homeostasis; ammonium transmembrane transport. Gene Ontology annotation, molecular function: ammonium channel activity. The transcript has 2 exons.